This is a messenger RNA of Prorocentrum cordatum, 664 nucleotides long. The record is from the annotation of a GenBank genome assembly. Lineage: Eukaryota; Dinophyceae; Prorocentrales; Prorocentraceae.
AGGCCGAUCGCGGCUCGAGGCCCGCGCGGAGCGCCGCCGCUGGCCCCGCGAGCAGAUGGCGGCGGUGGGGCUGGCUCUCGGCACCGCAGGCCGUGCGGUCCCCAGCGAGGAGGACGAGCGGGUGAGCCGGGCGCUGCAGCGGGCCGUCCUCGAGGUCGAGGACCGCGUCCUGGGACACAACCAGGAGCGGCUGCGCGAGUGGUCCCAGGGCCAGCAGGACGCCUUCGACCGCGCGGGGGAGAAGGACAGCCAGGCGGUCGCCGCGCAGAGGCAGCUGCUGGAGGAGUGCGAGAGGGCGAUCAAGCAGGAGCUCGCCGCCAUCGAGAACGAGCGGGAGCUCGCGCGGCUGAGGUACGAGGACCAGCACGCCGAGUUCGAGGAGAGCGCGCGGGAGGUGCUGGCGGAGCUCGGGCGCGAGCGGGUGGGCCACGUCAGCGAGGUCGUGGCAGGCGCGGCGAGGGAGCUGGAGGCGUGCAGGAAGAAGUGGGAGGACGAGGAGUGGCGGCAGCUGGAGGCCAGGAUGCAGGCCGUGCUGUGGAAGCACGUGCGCAGCUUCGUCGGCAGCCUCCCAGCGCACGACGCGGCCACGCAGGGCCUGCUGCAUGCGUGGGACCCCGGCGAGAUGCAGCGGGUGCUCGAGGAGGAGAAGGAGGGCUGGCUGAGG